Messenger RNA from Drosophila teissieri, 810 nucleotides. RefSeq lists its product as uncharacterized. Lineage: Eukaryota; Metazoa; Arthropoda; Insecta; Diptera; Drosophilidae. The record is from RefSeq and is a predicted model, not a curated record. Gene Ontology annotation, biological process: regulation of transcription by RNA polymerase II. The coding region runs from base 23 to 409 and encodes 128 amino acids. The transcript has 2 exons. Gene Ontology annotation, cellular component: nucleus; transcription regulator complex.
CGGACGCACAUGUUUUGUGAAAAUGUCUGCAAUUAACGAAGAAUUAAUUGCAGCAGUAUUUAAAAAACGCUGUUUAUGGGACCAGCCAAAUAAACUCUACCACAAUAGGCAAAUAAUUAACCAAAAUUGGAACGAAAUUUCAAACGAAUUGAAUGUUGAUGCUAUGACUUUGAAAAAAAAAUGGAAACAAUUGAGGGACACGUUUCGAGCUGAAUUAAGGAAAUAUCCACCGAACCGUUCUGGCGACGCUGGCCCUGAUGCAGUCAACGAGAUGUGUUCUCAAUGGAGUCAUUUCGAGUCCAUGAUGUUUAUAAAGGACCAGAUAAAGUGUCGCCAGUCUUCCGGAAAUUUAUGUCGCCAAAAAACAAUGAAGUACAUGAUAAUAUUGGCGAAGAUGUUAAUAGUGUAGAUAUUGAGGUGCCGCAAUAUGAGGGAGAAAGCGACAUAAGUACGUUUGAAGUGCAAACGUCCACCCCACAUCAUCCUCCUAGAAAUCUUAAACGGCGUCAUAAUAACAUAGAAGGUGAAAUGCUCAACAUCGAAAAAAGAAGUUGGAGCUGUUAGAACAGAAAACAAAAAACAAGAUUCCAGCCGACGAUGAAGACAUGGCUUUUUUUGUGAGCCUAUUGCCACACGUUAAAAAAAUGGAUCCGCAAACGAAGCUUUUGUGCAGAAUGGAAAUGCAAAAAGUCAUGCGUACAACAUGGGGCGCUCUUUUAAUUUACAAAAUAUUCAACUAUCUGUACCAUCACCGACUCUACAGGAAUCUUCAUCAAAUCAAUAUUCUGAUAAUGCUUUAUCCCCACAGGA